This is a messenger RNA of Vigna unguiculata (cowpea), 2093 nucleotides long. RefSeq names its product Met-10+ like family protein. NCBI's taxonomy places the organism in Eukaryota, Viridiplantae, Streptophyta, Magnoliopsida, Fabales, Fabaceae. Gene Ontology annotation, molecular function: tRNA (guanine(37)-N1)-methyltransferase activity. The record is from RefSeq and is a predicted model, not a curated record. Gene Ontology annotation, biological process: tRNA N1-guanine methylation. Gene Ontology annotation, cellular component: cytoplasm.
GAUAUAUGAAGUCCCAAUGUCCGUUAAAUCUUCUCCUUCUUUGAGUUCAGAGGUGAUGGUUGGCAUGACUAUGACCAUGACCAUGACCAACUUCUUCCUAAAGCCCCAUCUCAUUCCCCUUCCCUCAAAAUUCUUGUUCCCUAACACAUUCAAACCCUCCCUUGCUCUUUCCCUUACAACAACUUUCUUCAUCCCACACUUCUCCACAACCCCUCUCUCCUACGGACCCUCCCUCCGCAAAGGUACCAUACCCUCCCACUCCCAAUCCCAAUCAUCCCAAAACCAAAACGAUGUCGUCCUCCGGGAAGAAGCCUUCACCCGCGUUUUCCUCCUCGCCGCUCUCCGCAUCCCCUCCGCCGAAUGCUCCGCCCUCGAAAGCCGCCUCCGCGGCCACCUCCUCAACUGGCCCCGCGUCCGCAACAUCGCUCGCGUCCCCGGCGAUGACCUCGACCCUAGCCUCGCUCCUCUCUUACCUCAGCCAAUUAGUGGCGAUGGCGAAUUCGAAAACGAAGAAGAAAGAACUCUCGUCUCAGUGCAGCGCCGGAUCCAUGGCAAGGCCGACGGAGAUGGCGACGUUCUGAGUCCCGUUCUGUACCGCGACAAACUGGCAAGGACGUUCAACUCGCGCGGAUUCGUAAAGUUCCGGAACCUCGCGAAGAUUUCGCGGCCGAACAGGAAUAAGAAGAGGAAGAAGAGGAAGGAGGCGAUGGAAGUGGAAGACGGUAGGCGCGUGGGGCAGAACGAUUUUGCCGUGGUUGAGGUUGUUGAGGAGGAAGAAGAAGAAGAUAGUGUUGGUAUGAGGAAGUUGCUAGGAGAAGAAUUUGUCAGUAGCAAGUGGAGGGGCUCGACGAGGUUGCUGCUUCUGGACGAACGCUACGCGGGUAGCGGUGUGGAGGAGCUGCCUGAGGCAAUUAAGGCUGUUUUGAAGGAGUAUGCAGAAAAGAGUACAAUGUUGACCCUUGAGCUAGUUAGAUGCAAGCUGACACUAUUCUAUGAUUACUGGCAGAUGACAGAGGUUUUGGAGACCUUGCUGCCUGAGGGUAUGAUUAUUCCUUCAGCUUUUGAGACUGUUGGUCAUAUAGCACACUUAAAUUUGAGGGAAGAACAUUUACCAUACAAGAGGCUAAUAGCAAAGGUUGUGCUGGAUAAAAAUAGGCCAAAGAUACAAUCGGUUGUGAACAAGAUUGAUUCCAUUCAAAAUGAGUACAGGACUAUGCAGCUUGAGGUUUUAGCAGGGAACCACUCUCUUGUGACUACAGUAGUUGAAAAUGGAAUUCGCUUUCAGGUUGACUUAGCAACAGUAUAUUGGAGUUCUAGGCUUGGAACUGAAAGACAAAGGCUUCUGAGUGGUUUCACACGGAAAGAUGUUGUCUGUGAUGUUUUCUCGGGAGUUGGUCCCCUAGCCAUAUCUGCCGCGAGGAUAGUUAAGCGUGUUCUUGCUAAUGACUUAAAUCCAUAUGCAGUUGAGUAUCUGGAAAGAAAUAGCGUUCUAAAUAAACUUGAGAAGAAGAUUAAGGUCUUCAACAUGGAUGGGAGAAGGUUCAUUAAGUCUCUUUAUGCCAGUGAUGUUUCUCAGUCCAUCACGCAAGUGGUUAUGAACUUGCCAAGUGAAGCUGCAGAAUUUCUAGAUGCAUUUCGGGGAAUAUACAAAAAUAGACCCAAGGAUGGCGAAUAUACUUUUCCUAUGAUCCAUGUUUAUGGAUUCUCCAAAGCGCGAGAUCCAGAAUUUGAUUUUCACGAGAGAAUAAGAAUUGCUCUGGUAGAAGUAGCAGUCAACGUAGACGUGCGACGGGUACGACUUGUUGCUCCUGGAAAAUGGAUGCUGUGCGCAUCAUUUAUUCUCCCUAAAAGUGUAGCAUUUGCUAAUACCACAGUUGAUACCUAAACAGUAUUUGAUUCCUUGCUCGAAGUAAAUUUUGUUCCGUUGCAUUAGUGGUCUAAAUUGAUAUUGUAUAUAUUGGUAACAUGAGGUAUUUACUUUUUUAAUAUUCCAACCUCUAGGUCUCUAGCAUUACUAAUUAGUGGAUAUAGAAAAAAUAACAAGUCCUUAAUAUUGAAUUCUAAGAGCUGCAACCGGCUUGUUCUGAGUUUAA